Molecule: messenger RNA, 1161 nt
Organism: Apodemus sylvaticus (European woodmouse)
Lineage: Eukaryota; Metazoa; Chordata; Mammalia; Rodentia; Muridae
Product: transcription elongation factor A protein-like 3
Exons: 3
Coding region: 308-913 (201 amino acids)
Source: RefSeq, a predicted model, not a curated record
AUUGGGGGGGGUGGAUUUAGCUAGGGUGACGCUUUGCUCAUGUGACUGGAUUGGUGCCCACGUGGGCACCAGCCCCCGCGCCAGCUAGUCCUGAUGCUGCUGCAGAUACCUGUGCCCAAAACCCCGCAUUUGCGCAGCACCAUUUACUUGAGCUGAACUGGUUAUUGUGAGCACCGAGAAGGUGCACAGACCUGUCCUGGGUCUCCUCAGGUCGCAGUUGCUCCCAGCCAGUGCAUUGAGACAUCUGCGAAAGAGGGUCGACCUGCCUGGGAUCCCUGCAGGACAGGAAAAGGAGGGAAACCUUGACAUGGAAGAACUCCGCGGUGAAAAGGAAGGCAAGCUGGAAAAGGAGGGAAAGCCAGAAGAUGAAGUAGAGCCUGAAGAUGAAGAAAAGUCCGAGGAGGAAGAGAAGCCGGACAAGAAAGCAAAGCCAGCAGCACGCCAGGGCAAGCUAGAGGAGGAGGCAAAGCCAGAUGAUCAGGGGCAAGAUGAGGGGAAGGCUGAGAAGCAGGGCAAGUCUGACGGGGAGGGCAAGCGCCAAGGGGUGAGCAAGCCCGAUUCCCAGGCCAAGUCAGCCAGCGAGGAGGCGCGGGCUGCAGAAAAGCGCCCUGCUGAAGAUUAUGUGCCUCGGAAAGCAAAACGGAAAACAAACAGGGGGACAGAUGAUUCUCCCAAGAACUCCCAGGAGGACUUACAGGACAGGCAUGUAAGCAGUGAGGAGAUGAUGAGAGAGUGCGCAGAUAUGACUAGGGCUCAGGAAGAGCUGAGGAAGAGGCAGAAAAUGGGUGGUUUUCACUGGGUGCCAAGAGAUGCACAGGAUGCUUUAGUCCCCAGGGGCCAGCGGGGAGUCAGGGGGAUGAGGGGCGGUGGAGGUAGGAGCCAGAGGGGCUUACACGACAUCCCAUACCUUUAAUGCCCUUGGCCUUCGAUUCUCACCUCUCUGAGGAGAAAGAACACUGCUGGCCCUGCUUUCCCUGGUAGAUACUUACCAGGCCUGUGCUUUAACAUUCAGCCGAAACUCUGCUUUAGGUGUCAGUGUCUUUACCAGCAGCCUUCUGACCCAACUACAGUGCUCUCCGUCUUUUAGUACAGGAUUUUCACCCAUGUGCAUGAAAAAUAUGUUCAUGGUACAUUGUAAAAAUGAAUAAACAAAACAGUUUG